Paramecium octaurelia is the source of this 7764-nucleotide messenger RNA. The record is from the annotation of a GenBank genome assembly. Lineage: Eukaryota; Ciliophora; Oligohymenophorea; Peniculida; Parameciidae.
AUGAACAGAGCAAGUCGCCAUUCUCCGCGCUAUCAAAAUUUAAAUGAUAAUAAAAAAUAAAUAUAGCAACUUAAUGAAUUGGCAAUAAGCUAGUCCCAUAGAAUUAAUGAAUUUGAAAGAAAACUAUAAAGCAUGCUAAAAAAAUUAAAUGAUUCUCAAAGUUUUCAAGUGGAUUAAAAUUCUAAUCAAAUUUCUGAGCUAGAGGAUGAAAAGGAAGAUUCGUAGCUGAAUUUAUUUCUUCCAGAUUGUAUUCUUAAGAAAACUGAUUGCGGGCAAAUAUUGGAUCAAAAAGAAAAUUAGGAUUAAUUAAUGAAAGUUAUGAAGAAUAAUGAGGAGUAGUAGUUCAGGGCUGUAGGUUAAAAACCACACUAUGAGGAAAAAUAAGAAAUAAAUUGUUAAAAUUCAAAUGAAGAUAAAGUCUAGCAUCAAUGCUUAUAAUAAAAUUAAAAUAAUGAGUGUUAAGAAUUCUUUAAAGCGGAAAUUUAGAUGAAUGAAUUGAGUUUUUAAAAUUAAUAUGAAAAUUUGGAAGAGUUCAAUGAAAACCUACUUUAUUAAGCAGAAAGCAAGCCAUAAAGUGAUGAAAAAUAAAUGAGCCAAGAAUAUAGAGAUAUUAAUAAUUAGAAUAAUUAAACUAAUGAAAUAAAAAAUUAAGUUUAGCUUAAUUAAGUUGAUAAAAUUUAAUAAAAUAUAAUAAAUGAAAACUAGGGAUCGUAGAAUAAAAUUUAAAAGUUUCUUCUUAAAACAACAAAGUUAUUAUAGGAUAAAGACUAAAAAAUUAUUAAACUUUUAAACUAGGAGCUAACUCAAGAUAAUAACUUCUAAAAUAUAGUGGAAGAUGAAAUAGAAAAAUUAAAUGCUCAAUUUAGUAGAAUUUCUUAAAAAUAGGGAUAAUAACUUAAAAAUUUGUAAAUGCAAUUGCAAAAUAUAAUGUAAGAAAAAGUUGAUUAAAUUAUGGAAAUGGUAAGCUAAACUUUCAGAAUUAAUCAUUAGAACAAUGAUGAAGACUUAAUAGAUAAUUUGGUUGGUAGAAAGGGAUCUAUUAAUUAUUAACAGUUAGAAGAAUAUAAGGUAUAAUAGUAUGAAUUAUAAUAUGAACUGGAAGUUUCAAGUCAAAAGAAUGAUGCUCAGAUUAAAUAGGAACCUAGUAAUAAUUGGGAUCAGAAUAGUAAUAUUAGUGAUAUUGUAAACAAAUCUAUACACAAGAUAAAUGAUCAAUCUCUCUCAUAAAAUGAUGAAAAAGAUAAUAAUAUUUAAAACUUUUUAAAUUCUAUCGCUAGUCUUUAAUAAUAAAAUAUUUAGUAGGGAGAUGGGCUUAUAUUUAAUCAAAAACAUAGAAAAUCUAUUUCAGACUAAUUCAAUAAUCAAAAGGAAAAUAUCAUUUAAUAAAAAGAAGUUAAUAUGCAAGAUGCAGAAUAAGAUAAAUAUAAUGGUGCUAAUUAAACAUUUAAUGAAAUAAAUUAAUCAAUGAAUAAAAGCGAGUAACUAUAAUUGGAAAUUUUAAUAAAUGAGAAAUAGAGUUUAGUCAAUAAUUUUUUAAUAGAUCUUGAAGAAAGAAAUAAAAUAGAAAAUCAAUUUGAAUAAGAUGAAAAAAUGCAUAAUUUAAUUGUAAAAAUUAAGGAAAUACAAAAACAUUAAAUAAAUUAUAAUUUUGUGGAUUAUAUUAAUAAAAAGCUAAGAAAAUUUAUAUAAUCUGAGAAUAAAGAAAUAAUAAAUUUAUAGGAUAAUAUAUAAUAAAAUUAGAAUUUAGAAUAAUUGAAUAAGGACAACAAAUUAGAAUAUAACAUGUAACAUAUAGAAAUGAAUAAUUAGAAAAAAGAAAAUAAAUAGGAAAAGGCUGAAAUACGAUUUGAAAAAAGAAAAAAUAAAUAUGAAAUUUAAUAAGUAAAAAAAUAUUAAUAGGAUGAAUAAAUUUAAAGUAUUUAAGAUGAAGUUUCUUAAUAAGAAUUAUAACCAUCUUAGCUAGUAAUAUUUAAUAAUAAGUAAGACCCUUAAAAAGAAAAAUAACUAUAACUUGAUUAAUUAGUGAAAAAUAAAGAAGGAGAAAUAUUAGAAAAAAAAGAGGUAAUUGAAAAUUUGAAAUAACAAAACACAAAAUAGUAAAAAGUAUAUCUAAAUGAACCUGAUGAUUAAAAAUAAUAGUAACAAAAAUAGAAUAAUAAUUAACUAAUUUAUAAAUCAUAAGAAGAACCAUUAAUAAAUGAUAAAUAAAAUGAAAAAUGGAAAAAAGAAUUUUCUUAAUAAUAAUAAUAAUAAUCUUAACAUGUUGAUGAACAAUAAAUAUAACAACCUUAAAACAAUAAUGAAAUUUUUUCUAAAUUAUAAGAACAAUUAUAAUAAAAGGAUAAAUUAAUUAAAAAUUUGAGAUAAUAAAAUUCCAAAUAAUAAUAAUAACCAUCUUAACAUGCUGACUAACAAUAAAUAUUACAACCUUAAAACAAUAAUGAAGUAGUUUCGAAAUUAUAAGAACAAUUAUAAGAUAAGGAUAAAUUAAUUGAAAAUUUGAGAGAAGAACUUUCUUCAUAAUAAUAAUAACCAUCUUUACAUGGUGACUAACAAUAAAUAUUACAACCUUAAAACAAUAAUGAAAUUGUUUCUAAAUUAUAAGAUCAAUUAUAAGAAAAGGAUAAAUAAAUUGAAACUUUGAAAUAAGAACUUUCUUCAUAAUAAUAAUAACCAUCUUUACAUGGUGACUAACAAUAAAUAUUACAACCUUAAAACAAUAAUGAAAUUGUUUCUAAAUUAUAAGAUCAAUUAUAAGAAAAGGAUAAAUAAAUUGAAACUUUGAAAUAAGAACUUUCUUCAUAAUAAUAAUAACCAUCUUUACAUGGUGACUAACAAUAAAUAUUACAACCUUAAAACAAUAAUGAAAUUGUUUCUAAAUUAUAAGAUCAAUUAUUAGAAAAGGAUAAAUAAAUUGAAACUUUGAAAUAAGAACUUUCUUCAUAAUAAUAAUAACCAUCUUUACAUGGUGACUAACAAUAAAUAUUACAACCUUAAAACAAUAAUGAAAUUGUUUCUAAAUUAUAAGAUCAAUUAUAAGAAAAGGAUAAAUAAAUUGAAACUUUGAAAUAAGAACUUUCUUCAUAAUAAUAAUAACCAUCUUUACAUGGUGACUAACAAUAAAUAUUACAACCUUAAAACAAUAAUGAAAUUGUUUCUAAAUUAUAAGAUCAAUUAUAAGAAAAGGAUAAAUAAAUUGAAACUUUGAAAUAAGAACUUUCUUCAUAAUAAUAAUAACCAUCUUUACAUGGUGACUAACAAUAAAUAUUACAACCUUAAAACAAUAAUGAAAUUGUUUCUAAAUUAUAAGAUCAAUUAUAAGAAAAGGAUAAAUAAAUUGAAACUUUGAAAUAAGAACUUUCUUCAUAAUAAUAAUAACCAUCUUUACAUGGUGACUAACAAUAAAUAUUACAACCUUAAAACAAUAAUGAAAUUGUUUCUAAAUUAUAAGAUCAAUUAUAAGAAAAGGAUAAAUAAAUUGAAACUUUGAAAUAAGAACUUUCUUCAUAAUAAUAAUAACCAUCUUUACAUGGUGACUAACAAUAAAUAUUACAACCUUAAAACAAUAAUGAAAUUGUUUCUAAAUUAUAAGAUCAAUUAUAAGAAAAGGAUAAAUAAAUUGAAACUUUGAAAUAAGAACUUUCUUCAUAAUAAUAAUAACCAUCUUUACAUGGUGACUAACAAUAAAUAUUACAACCUUAAAACAAUAAUGAAGUAGUUUCUAAAUUAUAAGAUCAAUUAUAAGAUAAGGAUAAAUAAAUUGAAACUUUGAAAUAAGAACUUUCUUCAUAAUAAUAAUAACCAUCUUAACAUGCUGACUAACAAUAAAUAUUACAACCUUAAGACAAUAAUGAAGUAGUUUCUAAAUUAUAAGAACAAUUAUAAGAUAAGGAUAAAUUAAUUGAAAAUUUGAGAUAAGAACUUUCUUCAUAAUAAUAAUAACCAUCUUUACAUGGUGACUAACAAUAAAUAUUACAACCUUAAAACAAUAAUGAAAUUGUUUCUAAAUUAUAAGAUCAAUUAUUAGAAAAGGAUAAAUAAAUUGAAACUUUGAAAUACGAACUUUCUAAAUACUACUUAUAACCAUCAUAAGGUGUUGAUGAACAAUAAUUAUUAAUACCUUUAAACAAUAAUGAAUUAGUUUUGAAAGUAAAGGAAGAAUUAUAAGAAUAGGAUCAAUAACUUUAAGAUUUGAAAUAAUACAAUCCUUUUUAGUAUUCUUCUUUACCAGAGAAUACUGAAUUAUUAUUAGAAUCUGAUUAGAAGAAUGAACAAUCUCAUCCUUUUGAAAAUUAAAAGUAAAAGGAAGAUAUCUAGAUAUUUGAUUAAUAAACUAAAGUUUAAUAUUUAGAAAAUAGUGGUACAAAUUAGAAUUUUUAAUUAUUAAAUUCUGACCUAACAAUAUUAAAUUAAAAGCGUCAAUUUUAAGAUUCAUAACUUGUAGAAAUGAAAGAAUAAAUUCGCAAAUAAUAAUUGGACUUAAACUAUCAGCAAUUAAAUAAUAAAAAUUUAAUAAAAACAAAUAUUUAAAAUGAAUAAAAAAUUAAUUAAUUAGACAUUUAAAUUAAGAACUUAUAAGAACAGAUAUAAGAUUAAGAAUCUUAAAUUAAUGAAAUGAAAACGACUAACAUUAAAACAAACUAAGAAAUUGAAAUUAAGUAGACUGAAAAUACUAAACUAAUAAAAACUAAUAAAGAAAAUGAGCUGAAAGUAACUUAAUUUGAAAAUGAGAAUAAGAAAUUAAAAGAAUAGAUCUAAGAUUUAGAAUCUUAAAUGAAUGAAAUGAGAGAUACUAACUCGUAAAUAAAGGAAGAAAUAGAGAAUAAGCAUACUGAAAAUACUAAACUAAUAAAAACUAAUAAAGAAAAUGAGCAGAAAAUAAGUUAAUUUGAAAAUGAGAAUAAGAAAUUAAAAGAAUAGAUCUAAGAUUUAGAAUCUUAAAUGAAUGAAAUGAGAGAUACUAACUCAUAAAUAAAGGAAGAAAUAGAGAAUAAGCAUACUGAAAAUACUAAACUAAUAAAAACUAAUAAAGAAAAUGAGCAGAAAAUAAGUUAAUUUGAAAAUGAGAAUAAGAAAUUAAAAGAAUAGAUCUAAGAUUUAGAAUCUUAAAUGAAUGAAAUGAGAGAUACUAACUCAUAAAUAAAGGAAGAAAUAGAGAAUAAGCAUACUGAAAAUACUAAACUAAUAAAAACUAAUAAAGAAAAUGAGCAGAAAAUAAGUUAAUUUGAAAAUGAGAAUAAGAAAUUAAAAGAAUAGAUCUAAGAUUUAGAAUCUUAAAUGAAUGAAAUGAGAGAUACUAACUCAUAAAUAAAGGAAGAAAUAGAGAAUAAGCAUACUGAAAAUACUAAACUAAUAAAAACUAAUAAAGAAAAUGAGCAGAAAAUAAGUUAAUUUGAAAAUGAGAAUAAGAAAUUAAAAGAAUAGAUCUAAGAUUUAGAAUCUUAAAUGAAUGAAAUGAGAGAUACUAACUCAUAAAUAAAGGAAGAAAUAGAGAAUAAGCAUACUGAAAAUACUAAACUAAUAAAAACUAAUAAAGAAAAUGAGCAGAAAAUAAGUUAAUUUGAAAAUGAGAAUAAGAAAUUAAAAGAAUAGAUCUAAGAUUUAGAAUCUUAAAUGAAUGAAAUGAGAGAUACUAACUCAUAAAUAAAGGAAGAAAUAGAGAAUAAGCAUACUGAAAAUACUAAACUAAUAAAAACUAAUAAAGAAAAUGAGCAGAAAAUAAGUUAAUUUGAAAAUGAGAAUAAGAAAUUAAAAGAAUAGAUCUAAGAUUUAGAAUCUUAAAUGAAUGAAAUGAGAGAUACUAACUCAUAAAUAAAGGAAGAAAUAGAGAAUAAGCAUACUGAAAAUACUAAACUAAUAAAAACUAAUAAAGAAAAUGAGCAGAAAAUAAGUUAAUUUGAAAAUGAGAAUAAGAAAUUAAAAGAAUAGAUCUAAGAUUUAGAAUCUUAAAUGAAUGAAAUGAGAGAUACUAACUCAUAAAUAAAGGAAGAAAUAGAGAAUAAGCAUACUGAAAAUACUAAACUAAUAAAAACUAAUAAAGAAAAUGAGCAGAAAAUAAGUUAAUUUGAAAAUGAGAAUAAGAAAUUAAAAGAAUAGAUCUAAGAUUUAGAAUCUUAAAUGAAUGAAAUGAGAGAUACUAACUCAUAAAUAAAGGAAGAAAUAGAGAAUAAGCAUACUGAAAAUACUAAACUAAUAAAAACUAAUAAAGAAAAUGAGCAGAAAAUAAGUUAAUUUGAAAAUGAGAAUAAGAAAUUAAAAGAAUAGAUCUAAGAUUUAGAAUCUUAAAUGAAUGAAAUGAGAGAUACUAACUCAUAAAUAAAGGAAGAAAUAGAGAAUAAGCAUACUGAAAAUACUAAACUAAUAAAAACUAAUAAAGAAAAUGAGCAGAAAAUAAGUUAAUUUGAAAAUGAGAAUAAGAAAUUAAAAGAAUAGAUCUAAGAUUUAGAAUCUUAAAUGAAUGAAAUGAGAGAUACUAACUCAUAAAUAAAGGAAGAAAUAGAGAAUAAGCAUACUGAAAAUACUAAACUAAUAAAAACUAAUAAAGAAAAUGAGCAGAAAAUAAGUUAAUUUGAAAAUGAGAAUAAGAAAUUAAAAGAAUAGAUCUAAGAUUUAGAAUCUUAAAUGAAUGAAAUGAGAGAUACUAACUCAUAAAUAAAGGAAGAAAUAGAGAAUAAGCAUACUGAAAAUACUAAACUAAUAAAAACUAAUAAAGAAAAUGAGCAGAAAAUAAGUUAAUUUGAAAAUGAGAAUAAGAAAUUAAAAGAAUAGAUCUAAGAUUUAGAAUCUUAAAUGAAUGAAAUGAAAGCGACAAACAUUAAAACAAACUCAGAAAUUGAAAUUAAGUAGACUGAAAAUACUAAACUAAUAAAAACUAAUAAGGACAAUGAGCAGAAAAUAACUUAAUAUGAAAAUGAGAAUAAGAAAUUCAAAGAACAUAUCUAAGAUUUAUAAUCUUAAAUGAAUGAAAUGAGAGAUACUAACUCGUAAAUAAAGGAAGAAAUAGAGAAUAAGCAUACUGAAAAUACUAAACUAAUAAAAACUAAUAAGGACAAUGAGCAGAAAGUAACUUAAUUUGAAAAUGAGAAUAAGAAAUUAAAAGAACAAAUCUAAGAUUUAGAAACUUCAAUGAAUGAAAUGAAAGCAAUAAACAUAUAACUUAAUUCUUAGUUAGAAUUUAAGCAAUCUGAAAAUGUAAAAUUAAUCCAAAUUAAUAUUUAGAAUGAGUAGAAAGGAAUCUUAUAAGAAAUUGAGAACAACAAUUUAAAAGUCAAAAAUGAAGAAUUUUCUUCGCAAAUUUAAUAAAUGACUAGUCUCAACGAAACACUUUUGUAAAAUAUAGAACUUUUGAAAUCUCAAACAUCAAAAUUUUAACCUCUUAAUUAUUAAAAUUAAUUUAAUAAUUAAUAAUCAAUUACAAGUUCUCAAUUGACAUCAAGUUAGUUAAAUUUAUAAACAUCUCCACCUGAUACCUUAAAUUAAGAUAUGUUGUCAUUUAACUUCAACUAAUAAAUACCAUAAGAAAAUACUUUAGAUCUUUAAUGUUAACUUAAAUAAACCCAUUAAAAUGAGUCCCAAUCAAAAUAAUAAUUGCAUAGCAUUGAUAAAUAUUAAGAGCCAACCAUUAGUGAUAUACAAUUUUAAUUAUAACAAAAAGACGAAAUUAUCUUUUCUUUGGAAUCAGUAGUUAAAUUUUAAGAACAAUAAUUAAUGUAACUUAAUACACUUUUAGUUAAUGCAGAGGAAGCUCUAUCUAAAAUUUUUUGA